CCCAGGCGCCAUUCAGUAGGGCGCCAUCUACCCCGUCACUCAUCAACUCAAAUCAAUAUGGCGUCGCUCAUGUUGUAACUUGGCAGGGAAAUCCACUCGAAUUUGGUCGUCAAUAAACCAACCAAGAAAACAUGGAAAGGGUGCACAGGCACGUGUGGUUUACGGGAAAGAAUCUUAUCAAUAUUCUGACAGAGCUGCCGAACUACGGGAUUGGAAGGCUUGUAACGAGGCGGAGAUGGACGAUGUUGUUUCCAGAGAAUGAACCGUGUUACCUGAAAGUAACUCGUGUCAAAAUCGACUGCACAAGACCGGAAUUAGAUCAAGGACAAGUGUGGGGAGAACUAACAUACAGAGGAUACAAGCGAGAGGAUUUGGAGAUUCAAGUAGGAGCAUGGUGGAAGAAAGAAUGGGAGUUGAUUCGCAAAGCCGAUGAAGAGGAAUUCUGUAAAUUCACACCCAAGCCAGAACACUUCCAUGUGGCCCCAAGCCACGCCCGCAUGCCCCCUCUCUUGGAGGCCAUGGUACUGAAACAGAGGGCAGAUAAAGGCAUCAGAGUAGAUCCUGACGACCUACCGCUACUAGACUUGGAGAUCAGGAAAACCUACCGGCACAGGGCAUACCAGUUAGCAAGCCAGGAACUGAUAGGAGAAUACUGAAAGAAAAAGACCUUGGGAGAAAGUGAUGAUAUUGAUACACACAUUUGUCACCAAGCUUUGUUUACAAAUUAUUUAUGCUUGUUUAAACUCAACAUUAUCAGUUUGUCCAUUUUCCAAUUUUUCUCUCCUUAGCCACAAAUAGUUGUUACCUCAACAGGACUACCAUGAUCCAACUUAAGAGGUGGCACUGUCGCAUAGAAUCAACUCAGUGCCCAUUUUCAUAUCUAGACUUCAUACUCAUUUCAGCUUCGUCUCAAGCUCUACAAUCAGUAGGGUUUAAGUGAAAAAUUCUAAAACUUGGUUAAAGUUGGAAAGGUGAGCUUUAGGUGACUAAAUUUAUAACCACGAAACCAAAAGCCAAACACGAUAGUGGAGCUUCAACUUCAAUUUAAAUCCAGUUGUGCUGCUCACUAGUUCUUCAAUUACAUCUGAUAAUCAUUGAAGGGUUCCAGAGAAAUAUUUUAUUGGACAGUUGUCCAAUAAAAAGUGAGAGCUUAGUAGGCUUGUUUCAAGCCUGUCUCGAAUAUUUAUCCCCAAAGUGCACUGGGAUCGGGCUGUAAGACUGGAACACAUCUUUAAAAGUGCCCUGAACAGUAUUUGUAAUGUGUAUCGUACUGACUAAUGUACUAACUACUGAACAUGAAACAUUUGGGAAGUCAAAUUCUGUUAAGCUGUGAAUAAAGGGACUGGUUUUUAAACAUUA
Acanthaster planci (crown-of-thorns starfish) is the source of this 1359-nucleotide messenger RNA. Its product is annotated as small ribosomal subunit protein mS34-like. Gene Ontology annotation, molecular function: structural constituent of ribosome. Gene Ontology annotation, cellular component: mitochondrion. The record is from RefSeq and is a predicted model, not a curated record. Lineage: Eukaryota; Metazoa; Echinodermata; Asteroidea; Valvatida; Acanthasteridae.